Messenger RNA from Striga hermonthica, 708 nucleotides. The record is from the annotation of a GenBank genome assembly. Lineage: Eukaryota; Viridiplantae; Streptophyta; Magnoliopsida; Lamiales; Orobanchaceae.
AUGCUGAGUUUCACCAGAACAAGAAGUCAGCAGAGGUCCAAUAGAUCCAUGUCUUUAGGCGGCAUGGAUUACGCAGACCCCAAGAAGAAGAACAAUUUACUCGGAAAAAUCAUGAUGGUUUCGGCUCUUACAGCUUUAUGCAUUCUUAUGCUAAAAAAAUCCCCAAAUUUCAACACCCCCAGCCAAUUCUCGAGUCAUGACCCGGAUGUGACUCAUGUCUUAGUAACAGGUGGUGCUGGAUAUAUUGGUUCACAUGCUGCAUUACGGCUUCUGAAGGAUUUCUAUCGUGUGACAAUAGUGGAUAAUCUCUCACGUGGAAAUCUCGGUGCUAUUAGUGUUCUACAAAAUCUUUUCCCUGAACCUGGGAGACUUCAGUUUAUCUAUGCCGAUCUUGGUGAUGCAAAAGCGGUGAACAGAAUCUUUUCGGAAAAUGCAUUCGAUGCGAGAAGUUAUUCUCUCUUUCCCUUUCUUCUACUUCGCUUCUGCAUCACCUGCAAGAAAGCAACUGGGGUUGCCAUAAAAGUCGAGCUCCUUCCCAGGCGACCUGGCGACUAUGCAGAAGUAUACAGUGACCCGACCAAAAUCAAGAUUGAACUCAACUGGACAGCAAAAUACACUAACCUUCAACAAAGUCUUCAGGUUGCGUGGAGAUGGCAAAAGGCACACCUUAACGGGUAUGAAACGACCCCUCUAUUGGUGUCAGCGUAA